AUGCUUCUCAGCCCGCCACUGAAAGAAAGGUUGCCGUCCGUCUUUAAGGGAGGCUUCUUCGACCAGGAAGAAGGGGAGGGGGCUGGCGGACCCCUGAAGAGAUUGUCCUGCGGUGACCAGUGGACUCCCGAAGAGACUGCCCUGCCGCAUCCGCCCGGCUGGCCGUUGGAGCCCUGCCCUGGAUGGCCCAGGAGUGAUGUGCCAGGGUCAGGGUCGGCCCGUGGGGACAGCGAGGAGCUCGGGGGGGAUGGAGCCAGCCGGGCCCCCACGAAGCUGAGGGUGAUGGGGCUUGAGGCCGACUCCAGGACGUUGGACCCGCCCCAGCCGGCCGGGGCCAGGCCGGCUGGGGAUCCGGCCCCCAGCCCCUCCACCCUGACCGCUCUGCCGGGCGGGAGAGCGGGGGGCCUCCGGGUGGUCCUGACCGACUCUCGCUGCUUCCUGGCCUGCUUGUGCUUUCUGACCUUCAUCCAGUCGCUCAUGGUGUCGGGCUACCUGAGCAGCGUCAUCACCACCAUCGAACGGCGCUACAGCCUGCGCAGUUCCGAGUCCGGCCUGCUGGUCAGCUGCUUCGACGUGGGCAGCCUGGCGGUGGUGGUCUUCAUCAGCUACUUCGGGGGCCGGGGGAGGCGGCCGCUCUGGCUGGCGGCCGGGGGGCUGCUGAUCGCCCUGGGGGCCGCCCUCUUCUCCCUGCCGCACUUCAUCUCCCCGCCCUAUCAGGUCCAGGAGCUCAACUCCUCGGUCCCCAACCAGGGUCUGUGCCCUAACGGCAACGGCUCGGCCGAGGACCCCCCGGAGGCGGUGGCGGCGGCCUGCUUCCGGGACUCGGGGGGCCGCGGACACGCCCUCUACGUGGCCCUGUUCGUCUGCGCCCAGGUGCUCAUCGGGGUGGGCUCCACGCCCAUCUACACCCUGGGACCCACCUACUUGGACGACAACGUCAAGAAGGAGAACGCGUCCCUGUACCUAGCCGUCAUGUACGUCAUGGGGGCCCUGGGCCCCGCGGCCGGGUACCUUCUGGGCGGAGUCCUCAUCGGCUUCUACGUGGACCCCCGGACGCCUGCCCGUCUGGACCAGAGCGACCCUCGCUUCAUCGGAAACUGGUGGAGCGGGUUCCUCCUGUGUGCCACCGCCAUGCUGCUCGUCAUCGUCCCCAUGUUCGCCUUUCCCAAGACGCUGCCACCCCGCCACAAGAAGAAGAGAAGGAAAAAGAAGCUGGGAGCCCCCGAUGGGCCCGGGGACGAAGAUGUCUUCAAGGAGAAAUCGAGCGCCAGAGGACAAGGGGAUGGGGCGGGUCCAUCGUCUCUGGGAUUCGGGAAGAGCAUCAGAGACCUCCCGAGAGCAGCUGGCAGGAUCUUAAGCAACAUGACAUUCCUUUUUGUGAGUUUGUCAUAUACAGCUGAGAGUGCCAUUGUCACCGCUUUUAUCACCUUCAUCCCCAAGUUCAUCGAGUCCCAGUUCGGCAUCCCCGCUUCCCGUGCCAGCAUCUACACUGGCGUAGUGAUCGUUCCCAGCGCUGGUGUGGGCAUCGUCCUGGGCGGCUACAUCAUCAAGAAGCUGAGGCUGAGCGCCCGCGAGGCGGCCAAGCUGGCCAUGAUCUGCAGCGGGGUAUCGCUGCUCUGCUUCUCUACGCUCUUCAUCGUCGGCUGCGACAGCAUCAGCCUGGGCGGCAUCAACAUCCCCUACACCACCGGCCCCCUCCUCACUGUGACCCACCGCAACCUGACAGGCAGCUGCAAUGUCAACUGCGGCUGCAGGACGCACGAAUACGAGCCCGUCUGUGGAUCGGAUGGCAUCACCUACUUCAACCCUUGCUUGGCCGGCUGCGCCAGCGCCGGCAACCUCAGCCUCGGGGGCCGGAAUUACACCGACUGUGCCUGCGUCCAGAGUCGCCAGGUCAUCAGCCCGCCCACGGCUGGCCGGCACGGCCAGCUCCGCCUGGUCAUCGUCAAGACCUAUCUCAGUGAGAACGGCUAUGCCGUGUCCGGGAAGUGCCACCGCAGCUGCAACACCCUCAUCCCCUUCCUCGUCUUCCUCUUCAUCGUGACCCUCAUCACCGCCUGUGCCCAGCCGUCCGCCAUCAUAGUGACACUCAGGUCCGUGGAGGAUGGAGAGAGACCAUUUGCGCUGGGGAUGCAAUUUGUUUUACUCCGCACGCUUGCGUACAUUCCGACCCCCAUCUACUUCGGCGCGGUGAUCGACACCACGUGCAUGCUGUGGCAGCAGGAGUGCGGCGUGCGGGGCUCCUGCUGGGAAUACGACGUCACCUCCUUCCGCUUCGUCUACUUCGGGCUGGCGGCCGGCCUCAAGUGCGUCGGCUUCGUCUUCAUCUUCCUGGCCUGGUACUCACUCAGGUGCCGCGACGAGCGGCUACGCGGGGCGCAGCCCAGGGUGGCGGCGUUCCACACUGUCAGCGAGGUGGUGGUGGCCGACGGCCACGUCCGGACACGGUCCUGCCCGGCCUUCGGUGGGCCCGAGCUCCUGCCGGAGGAGGGUGGCCUGGCCCGGGGGAUCCCCAACACGGCCCAGACGUACCCUGGCGCCGAACCCCCACCUUUCCCCGGCCCGUGAGGGACACCCCUCGCCCCCUGCGGCCCACACUGCGGCGACAGGAAGCCGGCAUUCCAAGGUGGGUGACAGCAGCUCCGUCGUCCGGUCGGGCACAGGGCCAGCCGCUGUCUCGUGGCAACAGGAGCCUGGGGGGCUGGAAUCGCCCCUUCCCUCCAGGCUAGAGGCGGGGCAUGACGGAUUGAGAAUUUUGCCUCGCCCAGUCAGUGCCCUCCGCUAGAAAGCACAACAACACGAUGCCACUAUGCAGUUUGAGUGCCAGGGCCAGGAGGAGCAUCCCAAAUGGCUGCCCGCUGCUUCUGGUUGUUCUCCCGAGGACUCCAGAUCGCCUUACCGCUUAGGGGUUUUCCAUAAGGAAGCGGGUGGGUUGCCUCUGACCCCAAGGAGCGGUAAUGGGGGAAGUGGCCACGUCACUCCGGGAGGAAGCAAGGCCUGAGCCGGCCCAUCGGAGAAGCGAUGAGAGACUUUCCGGAGGCCUUCCGGGGAUAUACGACAGUGAUCUCUUCGGCGCGACGGUGAGCAGGGAAACCCGGUCCGGGAAAGAAUCACCUCAGACCCGCUGGGAUCAGCUACCUUGUGGCCAUCGGAGCUGAGGAAAAAGUAGGAGAAAAACCACAUCAGAGGGCAAGGUGAUGAGGGCCUAGAAAAAUACAUCCGUUUCACGGGGGCCAUUGUCAUGGGCAUUUGAACUUGAAUCAACCACAGUGUCUUUUAGGCAGGUCGGGGAGCUUCGACUUGGGCUGAGUCUAAGCAGACUGAGGCCCUCUUCCCCGCCAGCUGCCGCCUACUCAGGCUGGGAGUUUGCCUCCUUUCCCCCCUCAGUGAGGGCAGCCCGGAGCCCAACAGGCCCCUCCAGCUGCUCUUAAACUGGCUGCUUUCUACAGGUGUGCUCACGGGAGCCAAUUCAACAGCUAGUUUCUGUUUUCAUUAUUAGAAGGUGCCAGUUCUAGCUCACUUCCCCCACCUCCCCCCCAACCCCAGGUCAAGUUUCUGAGACAAUAAUCAACUCCCCAGUAGCAGACCCCAACUAGGCAAAAAUCCAGAGCGGAAAGGGAGCGAAGGCCGCCUUACCUGAAUGCUCUGCACCAAGUGGGGUUGGUUCGUUGUGGCAGUGAAGGAAAAUGGGCGGCACUGCCCUAAGGUGGCUCCUGGGGAGAGGUGGUGGCAAGUUGGGGGCCCGGCCCAGGUCUGUCCAUCUCAGGCUUCGGAGGGAAGGAAAACAGAAAUCCUAGCAGCUAUAUUCACCUCUGACUGCCCCCGGCCCAGGGGCGUCUCAGUCCUGGGAGGUCAGGCAGACAGGUGGCUGAAAAGAACAACCCUGAAAGGAAAAAUAUUGGCAGGAACUCAGCCCACUGGACAGAGGGGAGGCGGGCGGUUGAGGCUGCCCACAAAAAAUCAUUGUUAACAGUUUACAGGUGGGCAGGCUGGGUCCCCACUAUCCGCCUCCUGCUCCCCCAUCCCCUGCCUCACUGACCACUCACUGUCCAGCUGGAAGGAACCGUCCCCCAGUUCGGGGCUGGGUGUACUGGGAAGCAGCGAUCACUUGGAAUCGGGGCAAGUUCACGCUUAUUUGGCAGGCACUGGGGGACAUCCAAGAGAUGCACAACCAACCGACCACUCUAUGGAUCCCCGGCGCCACUGCCAGUUACUGUAAACUGUCUGGUUACAGACUCGUGAGUACUUGGGACUUCAAAAUCAAAACCUGAUGCACUGAAUAAAUAAA
Messenger RNA from Tachyglossus aculeatus (Australian echidna), 4288 nucleotides. RefSeq names its product solute carrier organic anion transporter family member 5A1 (gene SLCO5A1). NCBI's taxonomy places the organism in Eukaryota, Metazoa, Chordata, Mammalia, Monotremata, Tachyglossidae. Gene Ontology annotation, cellular component: membrane. The transcript has 11 exons. The record is from RefSeq and is a predicted model, not a curated record. Gene Ontology annotation, molecular function: protein binding. Gene Ontology annotation, biological process: transmembrane transport; sodium-independent organic anion transport. Bases 1 to 2568 code for a protein of 855 amino acids.